Messenger RNA from Dicentrarchus labrax (European seabass), 3130 nucleotides. RefSeq names its product forkhead box P1b (gene foxp1b). The transcript has 20 exons. Gene Ontology annotation, molecular function: DNA-binding transcription repressor activity, RNA polymerase II-specific; RNA polymerase II cis-regulatory region sequence-specific DNA binding. The record is from RefSeq and is a predicted model, not a curated record. NCBI's taxonomy places the organism in Eukaryota, Metazoa, Chordata, Actinopteri, Moronidae. Bases 685 to 2787 code for a protein of 700 amino acids. Gene Ontology annotation, biological process: regulation of transcription by RNA polymerase II. Gene Ontology annotation, cellular component: nucleus.
CUACUGAAUUGUACUUGUGACUAUGAUGUGUCUAUGAAGGAUCUGCGAUGCAAUGAACGUUGUUUACUCUCGCAGGUGGAUAUGACGUCACGGACUUGGGACAUAAAAAACAACAACAUCCAAACAUCCAUCCGCGAUUCUUCCUUUUUUUCUGCUUCUUUUCUCGGCGUGUUAAAAUCUAAUAACAACAUUAAGAAAGAGAGCUCGCGCCUUUCCCCGCGAGGCAGACUGGGAGGCAGCGAGUGUGAAACUCCACAUUUUGCCUUUUUUUUUCUCGACGCCCUCGGUAAGAUUAUCUCUUUCUCCUUGUAGUUAAGUUAGUCCCCCCACCUCGCCACCAACGCCGAGGCGUCGCACGCGUUCUCGGUACACAAGCUCCCGUGCACGGCGUCGUUAUCUCAUACUAGCAAAUCGGUACCCUCCGCGUGCGCCUGUUAGCUGCUGUAAAGCGUUUUCCAUUGCGGUGUCCUCUGUGAAACCCCCAUGGUCCUGCCCUCAAGACUGUGAGCUGAAUUCUGAUUGGAGGAAUGGAGUGCCAAUCUGCCCUACACUAGUGAUCAGGUCAGGAGACUCCAGUGGUGACAUCCUGUGGAGCCAGAGAUCAAAGGCGAGGAGGCUGUUUUACCACUGCUGGAACUGUGGAUUGCUUUAAAUAAGCAAGUCAUUGUAGAAGGUCUUUAAGUCAUGAUGCAAGAAUCUGGGACGGAGGCGACAAGCAACGGACCAGCCAAUCAAAAUGGAGGAGCGAGCGUGGAGGGCGCGUCCAGGGAGGGCCGACCCAAGAGUGCCACGCCGUCAGUGGAGGUGACUGCAGCUGACCUCCUGCAUCUCCAGCAGCACCAGGCUCUCCAAGUGGCUCGGCAGAUACUCCUCCAGCAGCAGCAUCAACAACAGCAGCCCCAGUCGCAGCAACUGCAGUCUCAACAUAACACCGGACGCAAAUCCCCCAAAGCCAACGACAAGCAGCAAAGCCUACAGGUUCCAGUUUCAGUGGCUAUGAUGACACCUCAAGUGAUAACUCCACAGCAGAUGCAGCAGAUCCUUCAGCAGCAAGUCCUGAGCCCUCAGCAGCUCCAGGUUCUUCUCCAGCAGCAACAGGCCCUCAUGUUACAGCAGCAGCAACUCCAAGAAUUCUACAAGAAGCAGCAGGAACAGCUCCACCUCCAACUUUUACAGCAGCAGCAGCAGCAGCAGCAGCAGCAUCAUGCAAGCAGCAAGCAGAGUAAAGAGCAGCAGGUGUCAGCACAGCAGUUGGCCUUCCAGCAGCAGCUCCUGCAGGUCCAGCAGGUCCAGCAGCAGCAUCUGCUCAACCUUCAGAGGCAAGGGCUGCUCACAAUCCAGCCUGGACAGACCGGCCUGCCGCUGCACUCCCUCACUCAGGGCAUGAUUCCAGCAGAGCUGCAGCAACUGUGGAAGGAGGUGACAAACGCUCAUGUGAAGGAGGAGCACAACCACAGCAGCAACAACGGCCACCGGGGCCUCGACCUGUCAUCCCCGGCACCGCCAAAGAAUCCACUCCACAACCAGCACGCCUCCACCAACGGGCAGUACAUGAGUCACAAGAGAGAAGGAUCCACGCUAGAAGAGCCUUCCCACCACAGUCACCCUCUCUAUGGUCACGGUGUUUGCAAGUGGCCUGGAUGUGAGGCGGUAUUUGAUGAUUUCCAGUCAUUCCUCAAGCAUCUUAACAAUGAGCACGCCCUGGAUGACAGGAGCACGGCCCAGUGUCGGGUGCAAAUGCAGGUCGUACAACAGCUGGAGCUGCAGCUAGCGAAAGACAAAGAACGUCUGCAAGCUAUGAUGACGCACCUUCAUGUCAAGUCCACGGAGCCCAAAGCCACCCCACAGCCGCUCAACCUGGUGUCCAACGUCACAUUGUCCAAAUCGGCCCCUGAGGCCUCUCCUCCUCUGAGCCUGCCCCAGACCCCCACCACACCAACGGCACCCCUCACACCCCUGUCCCAGACCCACUCCGUCAUCACAGCCAACAGCCUCCACAGCAUGGGCCCCAUGCGACGGCGCUACUCAGAAAAGUACAACAUGCCCAUUUCUCCAGAUCUCAGUCAAAACAAAGAGUUUUACAUGAAUGCAGAUGUUAGACCGCCGUUCACGUAUGCCUCAUUAAUAAGACAGGCAAUCCUCGAAUCUCCAGAAAAGCAGCUAACACUAAAUGAAAUCUACAACUGGUUCACACGAAUGUUUGCAUAUUUUAGGCGCAACGCAGCAACGUGGAAGGGUGCCAUUCGCACCAACCUUUCCCUGCAUAAGUGCUUUGUGAGAGUAGAGGAUGAGUUUGGGUCCUUUUGGACCGUUGAUGAUGAGGAGUUUAAGCGCGGCCGCCACAUACAGCGAGGCCGCCCUCGGAAAUACGCCGCUGAUGAGAACUUUGAGGAGCUGCUCGUACAAAGUCCAGCCUUAGUGAAGAACAUUCAGACCAGCUUGGGCUAUGGUCCGACCCUCUCUGCUGCCUUCCAGGCUUCAAUGGCAGAAAACAACAUACCUCUAUACACUACUGCUUCCAUUGGAAGUCCCACCCUCAACUCCCUGGCCAACGCCAUCCGUGAGGAGAUGAAUGGAGCGAUGGACCAUGGAAACAGCAACGGCAGUGACAGCAGCCCGGGACGCUCGCCCCUGCCAGCUAUGCAUCACAUCAGCGUUAAGGAGGAACCACUGGACCCCGAAGACCACGAAGGGCCCCUCUCCCUGGUAACGACUGCCAAUCACAGUCCGGAUUUCGAUCACCACAGAGACUACGACGACGACCAGGGCCACGACGAUAUGCUGUAAGGCUAUAGCACCGCGCGCCCCCCCCGCUCCCCCCUCCCCAGCCUCAGAGGCAGAGGCAGUCUGGGUCAUCUGGGAGACGGAAAGGCUCCGCAGAUAACAAACACUGAACUGCAGUCUCAGCCACUGAAGACAGCGCUCAAAUGUCUCCAAGUUAACUUUUUAGUGCCAUUACAAUACAUAGCAAGAACACACAUACAAAAAAAAACACGCCCCCAGGCGAGGGAUUUUUUUCUUCUGAUUACUUUCUACUUUUGAUUCAAAUAAAACUUAAAAAAAGUGAAAACAAACUUCAUUUCUACUCAUGUGCGGGAUUGGACUUGCUUGGUACGGGGGGUGGGUCGGG